Molecule: messenger RNA, 2943 nt
Organism: Funneliformis caledonium
Lineage: Eukaryota; Fungi; Glomeromycota; Glomeromycetes; Glomerales; Glomeraceae
Source: the annotation of a GenBank genome assembly
AUGAACUCUUUUUAUUCUGACAUUCUUGAAAAUUCUUCGCCGACUUUGGUAACAAAUGUAAAUGGACGCAUUCUCUAUGUCAAUAGACCUGCAUUAUGUUUAUUGGAGAGAUAUCGUCCUUCCAAGAGACAAAAUUCAAAUAAUGUUAAUGAUAAUCCAGAUCCAAAUUCUUUUAUAGGUAGUCAUUAUACAUCAUUACUUGAACCUCUAGAUUUAUACGAAGAUACAUCAUUGCGUAAUCAUUUAAUGAACAAUGUACAGAUAUUAAGUAAACGUACUUAUGUUUGUCGGACAAUUAAAUGUCGAACAUUUAUAAGCAAAAGGCCUAUUAUGCUCGAGUUUUCAACGCGUACAUGUACGUUUCCGGGGUUCUCUACAGAUAAUAAUGGUAUGGAAGAAAAAAAUUUUACGAUACACCCUUCACCAACCGAUAAUGAUAAAUAUAAUUUAGACCGAUCCGGCAACAAUUGUCAAAAUGUGGAUGACAAUAAUAAUUUAUAUCAAGAGGAUUUAUUAAAUAAAACGAACUUGGCAAUUUCGGAUAGUCGAGUUGUUGAUUCGGUCUUUGUAGCUGAAAGCGUAAAAAAUUUGAUAUUAAUUAGUACGAUUCGAGAUGUAACUGAUUCAAAAUUCCAGGAAUUCGUACUAAAUGAAGCCGAUAAUCGUAUAUCAAUUACAUAUGAUGUGACCGGAAUUAUCAGAGAGAUUUCUAGAUCUUGUAAAUCGAUAUUUGGUUUCGAAACAGAUGAAUUACUUGGGACUGACGGUUACUCCUAUAUUCAUCCUGAUGAUAUAACUGAAGUUCGAACUUACCUUGCUAAAUGGACUGUCGAAAAUGGUAGUACUACUUUACAAAGGCAGGCUUUUCGUCAUCGGAAAAAAGAUGGAAGUUAUUGUUUAUUGGAGAUAUGGACUCAAGGUCUUCAACCCGAUGGUGCUUGGUCAUUUGUAGGUUUCGAUAUAACAGAUGCUUCUGAUCAUCUGGUGGAUAAUCGUACAUUUAUCCGUAAACUAUUGCCAAAAAAUGUCGAAGGAGAGUCUCGUGAUAAAGAAGCAAAUAAUUUUGUUUCCUUCAUUUGCCACGAACUUCGCAAUCCAUUGAACGGGAUAAUUGGCUUCACAACUUUAUUACUGGACACUGCACUCUCAAAUGAACAGCGCGAAUAUGCCGAAGCUAUUUCAACAAUAAGCAAUUAUAUGUGUAAUAUCAUUAACCAAUCACUUGAUUUAUGUCAAACCCAAUCUCAUGGUACAACAACUUCAGAUAUUGGACCUUUAAGAUUGAGGGAGGUAGUCGAAUUUGGUUUCUUAACUGUCACUGCAUUGGCUAAAACAAAUGGGACAGAGCUUUAUUUACAAGACGAUUUAACGACCUUGCAAAUAGCUGGUCAAAAAUAUCAAAUAAAUAACGACGGUAUUAACAUCGAGAUUUUAUCUCGAGUAAAAGAUUUAGAAAACAAAUGGUAUGGAGAUGAAGACACCGUGCGUAAAAUUUUAUUGAAUUAUUUAACAAAUGCAAUCAAACAUACCGGAUCCGGAAAAGUGACAGUACGUCUUGAGGUCGCAUCUGAUAAAUUACCGGAUGGUAAGGAAGGAUUUAUGGCUAGAUGUUCAGUUGAAGACGACGGUCCUGGAAUUCCGCAAAAAGACCUUAAACGACUUUUCUUACCAUAUUCAAAACUAGUUUCAUCAUUUGGUGAAAUGAAAAGUCGCAAUGAGGGGAAUAUUGAUGGCUCGAGGUCACCUAACCAUCAGCAAUCACAUAGGUGUUCUGGUUUAGGUUUGAGUAUUUGUAAAGAAUUGGCUGAUAAAAUGGGUGGUAAAGUUGGAGUGGAAAGCGUAUUUGGUAAAGGUAGCACUUUUUGGUUUACAUUUCCCGUGUAUACUGGCGUACCUGAAGUUGUCGAAGACGAUUCCGAUACCGGAGCUUCUUUUUGUGAAGAAACAUAUAGCGGAAAUGAAGGUUCAGAUAAGGGAAUUUUUAUAGAUGAUGCUAAAGACAAUGUUUCUGAAUAUGGCCGGGAAAAUUUAUCAAAAAGACAUCGGUCUCCUGUUAACAGUGUUAUUUCAAUAGAUUCUUCAUCAUCGAUAUCUUCUGCGAAUUAUUCCAAUUCACGUCCAAGUUCUAUUUCAACUAAUUCGAGUGACAGAAGAAAUUUUGGAAGUCAACGGAAGCAUAAGAAACCAACAAAGGUUCUUAUGGUUGAGGAUAAUGAAAUCAAUCAACAAGUUGCGAUAAAAUAUUUGGAAAAAAUGGGUGAAGCAGUCACCGUAGCUGCAAAUGGUAUAGAAGCAUUAGAGAAAAUGAAAAAAGAGAAUUUUGAUAUUCUUUUUGUUGAUCUACAGAUGCCUAAUAUGGAUGGGUAUACAUUGACUCGCCAGAUUAGAGAAGCUGAAUGUGAAGCUUGUGAAUGUGAUUCACAAGAUUGUGAAUUUCAAAACAUAUCAUCACACGACGCUUCCACACCUCCACUUACUCCACCAGGAUCGUCAUCAACAUCAAAAUCUUCAUUCCAUAUAAACACGCAACCUUCGCCAUCCCCCACCUCAUCCUGCCCGCAUUCACAAUUACCAUCACCAAUAUCCUUCUCUAAUUCUAAUAUACAUGCAUCUUCAAGAAAUUCCCGUUGUCUCGAUCCAUCGUCUCUUAAGCAUCGACAUCAUAAACAUAUACCUAUUGUAGCGUGUACUGGUAAUGUGUUAGGAAAAGAAAAAGAUAGGUGCAUAAAACAUGGUAUGGAUAGGUUUUUAAGUAAACCAUAUCGAAUUGAAGAAAUGAAAUCGUGCAUAGAAGAAUUAGUAGAAAGUGAUUAUGAGUCGUCAGUCGGGGACGAGGAUUUUACUAAUCAUAAAAGUGAAAGUAGUAGUGAAAGUUAUAAUUUUAAAUUACAAAUUAACCAUAAUGAUCGUGGUUAUGAACCCUUGUCUAUAGCACUAAUAUAG